Molecule: messenger RNA, 1362 nt
Organism: Colletotrichum siamense
Lineage: Eukaryota; Fungi; Ascomycota; Sordariomycetes; Glomerellales; Glomerellaceae
Gene: HFI1
Product: Transcriptional coactivator HFI1/ADA1
Exons: 4
Coding region: 1-1362 (453 amino acids)
Biological process (GO): regulation of transcription by RNA polymerase II
Cellular component (GO): SAGA complex
Molecular function (GO): transcription coactivator activity
Source: RefSeq, a predicted model, not a curated record
AUGCCCGACAUCGACCCCGCGGCCUUGAGCAGCCGCCCAUCCGUCAACCUUUCCACCCCGACAUUAUCCAACAAGUCAAUCACCGUCCAGCCUCCGGGUUCUAUCAAAGCAGCCAAAACCAGCCAGAUUAUUCCCGCCCGUAUUGACCUUGAGCCGCUCUAUACCGCUCUGAAGCAGGCCAUUGGCCCGGAAGCAUGGAUCGUGUACAAGGAGUCGACAACGGAGUUCCUCAUCGGUCGGUUGAACCAGACUGAAUAUACGGAACGUAUCGAUCCCAUCCUCGUCUCCCCAAAUGGCGAAAAGGAGCACCUACAUAACCAGCUGAUUGCUGCGAUAUACGGCAAUGUGACGAGGGAGAUGCCAGAUCAGGGGCUCGCCCCUUGGGUCAGCGCCAAUGACAAACCCACUGCUCCCGUCGGUAGCAAGCCUGUAUCAGGCGAUGCUGCUGAACGUCGGCUCAAGGGCGAUGUCAUGCAACUUCCCAGCAAAGACAGGCGGCGCAUCAAGGACCUGGCGUCCAACGAUUUCGACCCCCACGAGAAUCUGGCCAGCGUCUUUUUGGAUAACCACAGACGACAGACCAAGACUGCCGAGGUACCACCCAGCGCAGGAGGUAUAGGUGGUAUCAACAAAAUGAACUUUGACCUCGAGAUCCGCAAGCGUUUCGCCCAGCCUCUAGCUGUCGAAUCAGGCGAAUUUCCAGAUGCGCAAUUAAUCGAGGGCAGAAUGUUACCAUUCUGUUACGAGGCCGGGCUUACAAACGGACAUGUCUCUGAUGCAGCGUACUUCAUGUCUGUUGCAACGGAAACAUUCAUCAAAGAAUCCCUGGCCGCCGUGUUUUCGAAAACAAGAAGCAACGGACCAGGAGAAGGAGGCAACGCUGGCUUCGGUGCUGGCACAAAUUGGAUUCAGACGCACAAGUACCGCCGUCAGCUCGUCAAAGAGGAGGACGCGGCUUUGCGGGGCGAUAUGACCCGAGACAAGAGCGGUCUUCUGCCAAUUGAGUCGAAGGCUGCAAGCGAACGAGGGCCGCUUGGUAUGGCCGAUGUUCGAAUCGCCCUGGAAAUGGCGGACAGCGGUCUGUCGCAAUUUCCUAUCAUCAACACGGCAAUCUCUUACGGCUAUCGCGAGGGAGAGCUCGAAAACUGGCACGACUACACCUGGCUUCCAGGCUUCGAGGGACUGGGUGACAAUACCAAGACCGAGGGCGUUGACACCGGCCUUUCAGCUAAGCAGCAAUUGCCGAAUGGGCAUGUUGAUGCCAUGGAAAUCGACUCGGAACCUUGGUGGGAAGGCGGCGAUCCUCAAGAUAUGAGCGCCCUGGACUCAGUCCUGGAUUCGUGCUUGGCCGUCGGUUCAUAG